Molecule: messenger RNA, 452 nt
Organism: Phyllopteryx taeniolatus (common seadragon)
Lineage: Eukaryota; Metazoa; Chordata; Actinopteri; Syngnathiformes; Syngnathidae
Product: insulin-like
Exons: 3
Coding region: 92-442 (116 amino acids)
Cellular component (GO): extracellular region
Molecular function (GO): hormone activity
Source: RefSeq, a predicted model, not a curated record
UGCUGUCUUGAUUUCAGCAGUCCAACACCUGCUACUCAAGCACAUAGGCCCUUGUCCGUCUUCUUCUCAAACCCUUAAGAUCUUGUCCAUCAUGGCACCACUGUGGCUUCAUUCCGCCUCGGUUCUGGUUUUAUUGGUCAUGUCAUGGCCGUGUGCCAGAGCCCUUUCUUCACAACAUCUGUGUGGCCCUCAUCUGGUUGAGGCCCUCAAUAUGGUCUGUGGAGACAGAGGGUUUUUCACUAGCUCCAGGAGGGAUAUUGACUCUGUGCUACGUAUCAUACCACCAAAGACUGAUGAGGCAGCAGCAACAGGCGAUGUCAAUGAGAUUGUGGGGUACGCCUUCAAGAAACAAAUGGACAUGAUGAUGAAGCGUGACGGCAUUGUAGAACAGUGCUGUCACCAGCCGUGUAGCAUGCUGGUCCUGGAUAAAUACUGCAACUAAAUGGGCAACA